UAUCAUUUAGCACAAGAACAAACGCAGAAGCUAAAUCCAUGCGGUUGCUCUUGGUCUUUCUGCGUCGCUCGUGUUCCUUCGCGCGGCACCGUGUAGCGACCCCACCUACCGACCAGGGUCGCGGGCUUUCCGGCUUCUUUGCGCUGGUGUAUGCAGCACGCGGCGCAUGGAGCGGCGCCACCUUUAACCGGAAGGGGUACGCAGACAAUGCGGGAGCGCGUCCCGGUCAGCGGCUCGCCCGCCUGCUUAUCAAGAAUAACGGCGAAGCGAGAUGGAAAGUGGUGGCAACAUCACCGAGAAGGCGGCCGGGCAUCCAUGCCAGCGCGCCGCGGGCCCCGGGUCCGGGGCGCCCGCGUUUUUCGUGGUCGGCCGUGCCCGAGUGCGGGGGGGCCGAUGGGGGGGCGCCUCUGUCGCCUUUUCCAGCACCCGCCAACGAACCGCGGGCGCCCCACCGAAACGGCGCGGCGCCCGCGCCAGCAUCGGCUCGACGUCUUGGCAAGAGGCCGGCGCCCGAACCACGGACGGGCGCCGCCCUGCCCGAUGGCCGCCCGGCAGGUUGCUCCCUCUGAGCGAGAGCCCCCCACUCGCGGGCCCGUAGGAAGGCCCCUCGGUCGCGCCUCGCUCCUUGGUGGCGCGUGUGUUGUUCUCGGGUGCGCAGGCCGCCCCGCCUGGAUCUUUGCUUCCAUCCGUGAUUCGCGCUCGCCCCCCAUUGUGUGUAGGCGCGCGGGCUGUUUUCUACGUGCAGCCGAACUACAUGAGAACGGCGGCCAUUUUUCGCGUUCUUGUGGUCUUGCUUCGGGCUGCUCGCGCGCGUGUGUUUCCUGAGUAUGGUCAUGAAGU
Amoebophrya sp. A120 is the source of this 840-nucleotide messenger RNA. NCBI's taxonomy places the organism in Eukaryota, Dinophyceae, Syndiniales, Amoebophryaceae. The record is from the annotation of a GenBank genome assembly.